This is a messenger RNA of Verticillium alfalfae VaMs.102, 837 nucleotides long. RefSeq names its product DNA excision repair protein ERCC-8. Gene Ontology annotation, biological process: proteasome-mediated ubiquitin-dependent protein catabolic process; transcription-coupled nucleotide-excision repair; protein polyubiquitination. Gene Ontology annotation, cellular component: nucleotide-excision repair complex; Cul4A-RING E3 ubiquitin ligase complex. The record is from RefSeq and is a predicted model, not a curated record. Gene Ontology annotation, molecular function: protein binding. The coding region runs from base 1 to 837 and encodes 278 amino acids. The transcript has 2 exons. NCBI's taxonomy places the organism in Eukaryota, Fungi, Ascomycota, Sordariomycetes, Glomerellales, Plectosphaerellaceae.
AUGCAGGACCGCCUGUAUGCCCGUUCAACCGGUGACCUGACCCCUCGGGCCCUGGCUCGGACCACCACGACAGAGCUUCUGCGCAGCUUCGCUCACGCGCCACAACAUCGCUUCGAUGGCGAGACAGACGAUCGGGGCAUUCCAGGGGCUGCCAGCAUAUGGGCGCAUCGCGCCGGUGUCAAUGCGCUAGCACUGGAAAAGUUCGACGGCCGUCACUUGCUUUCAGGAGGUGCCGACGGUGCCCUAAGACUCUGGGAUCUCGACAACUGCGGCAGCCCCCAUGACCGCCACACAUUUCGGCCCGUUGCCGGCGUGCCGCGAUCUGUCCGUGGCAGCACCGACGGUCACAAGCACGGCAUCACCCAUCUCGGCUUCUACCCCUUCGACUCCGACGCGUUCCUAUCCAGCUCCUUUGAUCGAACCCUGAAGCUUUGGUCAACCAAGCUGAUGCGCACGUCGGCCAGCUUUGAUCUCGAGACGAUCAUACAUAGCCACGCUACGAGUCCCCUCCCAGGCCACUUGCUUGUUGCUUGCGCCACCCAGCACUCCGCCGUUCGUCUUGUUGACCUCAAAUCGGGCUCCGCUGUUCAAGCCCUCGCUGCUCACGGAGGGGCUGUCCUGUCUGUAGCCUGGAGCCCCAGGCACGAGCACGUGCUCGCCAGUGGCCAUGCUGAUGGCCGGGUCCGCGUCUGGGACGUCAGACGGGCCAGCGGUGUUAUUGGCAUGCUGGACCACGAGGACAGCCUUGGCAUUGUCCACCGGUUCGACCACGCCAUGGCUUCAGGCAUGUCGUGGACGAUGGACCCCAUUCCCGGCCGCUGCGCGAGCCCACGAUGA